AUGCCCGUGGACCUGGCCGUGCGGCUCUGCCUGAGCCACUCGCCCCCCAUCCGCAAGCUGCUGAACUCCUACGAGGAGCUGCGGGGCAACCGAGGCCGCAAACCCCUCCGAUCCUGUCUCAACCAGAAGCUGAGCGCAGAACCCGAGCCCGAGCGGCGAGACAGCACCAAGAGCUCCAAGGGCCAGAAGAAGAAGCGAGUCGUGUUCGCUGAUAUGAAGGGGCUCUCGCUGACCGCCGUCCGCUUCUUCUCAAGGAUUGAGGAGGACCUUUGUGACCUGCAGCACGCCCUGUCAGACCUCGCCUCCUUCCGCCCUAGGCUGUGGGACUCACGCCCAGAAGCGUGCAGGUAUGUGCUGGACUUCCCACAGCCCUCAGCGGACUACACGGCUUUCCGCAGCAACCUGCACAGGAACCUCGUCUGCCUGGAGAGCUGUGUGAUCCAGGACCGCGUUCUGUCGGGGACAGUGAAGGUCAGAAACAUUGCCUACGAGAAGAAGGUGGCAGUCCGCAUCACCUUCGAUGGCUGGAAGAGCUUGCGGGACGUCCCCUGCCAGUACAUGCACAGCACGUACGGCUCAGCUGACACAGACAUCUUCUCCUUUGAGCUCACCCUGCCCAAGCCAGCCAGCGGCCGCAGGGCCACAGAGUUCUGCAUCUCCUUCCAGUGUGGACAGAAGACCCACUGGGACAACAAUCACGGGAAGAACUACAAGAUCUGCCAUGUGGGCGGAUCCUCCCGUGCCGUGAAGGGGGCCUGGGAGCAUCUUGGCACCUCUGGGGCUGCUGCCCUGGUCCUGUCUCGCUUGCAGACCUGGCGGUGUUCAGAGACCCAGGCUCCUUACUGGUAGGAGGGCGGUGUGUGAAGGCACGUAGGUCCCCUCCAUGUCCCAGACAUGGCACAAGAGUCUCGGGGAAAGGUCAGCUGCAGAAGAUGCUGCUCACAGUUCUGUUAGCUCCUCCACAGCUCUAUGAGCAGCUGCUGGUCUCUGCAGAAGCUUCUUCACUCCUGGCUCCUGCCACAGAGGCUGGAAGCUGCUACUUGGAGCGACUCCUGUAGGUUCUUGAGGCAGUGCAAGUGACAAGGAACGGGCUGUGGGCUGGAGCCCGCGGCCGUGCCUGAGCCACCGGGGGGCUGCGGGGGCUGGUGCUGCCCAAGUGCCUUGUGCAGAGG
Molecule: messenger RNA, 1172 nt
Organism: Myiozetetes cayanensis
Lineage: Eukaryota; Metazoa; Chordata; Aves; Passeriformes; Tyrannidae
Product: protein phosphatase 1 regulatory subunit 3C-B-like
Exons: 1
Coding region: 1-849 (282 amino acids)
Biological process (GO): regulation of glycogen biosynthetic process
Cellular component (GO): protein phosphatase type 1 complex
Molecular function (GO): protein phosphatase 1 binding; glycogen binding
Source: RefSeq, a predicted model, not a curated record